Nilaparvata lugens (brown planthopper) is the source of this 1519-nucleotide messenger RNA. RefSeq names its product retinal rod rhodopsin-sensitive cGMP 3',5'-cyclic phosphodiesterase subunit delta (gene PrBP). Bases 141 to 584 code for a protein of 147 amino acids. Lineage: Eukaryota; Metazoa; Arthropoda; Insecta; Hemiptera; Delphacidae. The transcript is spliced from 6 exons. The record is from RefSeq and is a predicted model, not a curated record. Gene Ontology annotation, biological process: sensory perception of light stimulus. Gene Ontology annotation, cellular component: cytoplasm.
UACUUGCUAUCAAGUUGGCUGUGGUAGACGACGGUAUCGUUGGCAACAGUUUGUUGAUUUUAUGCAGCUUUUUGUUGAGUGUUUAAAAUUUCUGUAAUAAUUGCUUAAUAAUUUUUUAACAACGCAUAGUUAACAUCAGGAUGACUCCAAGAGCCGAAGAAAUUUUAAGUGGCUUUCAAGUAAACUGGAUGAAUUUGAGGGAUGCUGAUACUGGACAAAUUCUGUGGCAAGGAUAUGAAGAUUUAUCACUGCCGGACAAAGAACAUGAAGCAAGAGUGCCAAAGAAAAUCCUAAAAUGCCGAGCUGUGUCACGUGAAAUCAACUUCUCAUCAAUAGAAGCGAUGGAAAAGUUCAGACUACAACAGAAAAUCCUUUUCAAGGGAAGAUGUCUAGAAGAAUGGUUUUUCGAUUUUGGAUUUGUCAUACCGAACUCAACAAACACGUGGCAGUCUGUGAUAGAGGCAGCUCCUGAAUCUCAAAUGAUGCCUGCCAACGUUCUCAAUGGAAAUAUUCUAAUAGAAACGAAUUUUUAUGAUGAUGAUCUUCUAGUGUCUACGUCACGAGUGAGGCUGUUUUACGUUUGAACAUGUCAAUCUUUGGUUCUUCAAAAGCAAGCUGAAAGAGAGUCAUCAAACUGCAUAGUUUGCAACUUAUGACAUCUGCGCGGUGAGCAGUGCGCAAUGUGAGCCAAAGAUGAAUUUAUUGAACAUUUAACUUCAGCACAGCUAGGAAUUUCAAUGUAUUAUCGUUAUUAUGAGACUAUUGACAUUGCUGCUUACUGAUCAACUCAUUACGAUCAUUCCAAUUUACAUAUCAACCCGUUCAUAGCAUAUUUAACUGUUUUAGCAUUUAUAUUAUGUACUCGUUUCAGUUGAAUCCCAGCUAUAUUAUUUAAGCCUGAACUAGUCAAAAACAAGAUGUUUCCGAUCUGGUACUACCGUACUCGAACUAAUUUAUUUUUAGUUAUAUUUGAACUCUGAUAUUUAUUGAAAACGUUGUUAUUUUAUAAUAAUAUUAUAGAAAUAAGAUUUUUUAAAUCCAACCGUAGUAAUAAUUUUUACAAAUCAAUUGGGAAUCACUCGUAUUAGCUGGUCUUAUUGUUAUCGAUCUCAUUCACUUAAUUCAUCAUUUCUUACGUCAAGUUAUUACAUGUAACUUGUAAGCUCUUCUCUCUCUCUCUUGCCAUAAAUUUUCUAUAGUAAAUGGAACUUUUUAAAAUUAGUUAAACAAAGACCUCAGUCUUGAAGAACUCCACUUCACAACCUAGAAUGUGAACUGAUUUUACUCCAGUAUUAUGUGACGCAAUUGCGAUUGCGUCUAGACGAAAUGUUAGGAACUAGUUUAGUUUUUCUAACCAAUAUUCUUGGAUUUUGGAGUCAUCGGUUUAAUCAUUUUUUAAUCUGGUGAGAAAGUUAUACUAAUUUGUGUGCCUAAAUGUUUGUAAAUAGCUUGAUAUAUGUGUAAUCACUUAACUGUUGUAUAUACUUGAACAUUCAAUAACAGAACUUCAUAACAUUGA